AUGUCCCUCCCUGCCCCCGCCCACCCACUCGACCCGCUCAGCCCCGCCGAGAUCGCGGCCGCCGUCGUGGCCGUCAAGGCCCGCGUCGACGAGACCGAGAAGGGCGAGCACCGCACUUGGUUCAAGAGCAUCCAGCUCGUCGAGCCUCCCAAGAAGCUCCUCGCACCGUGGCUCGACCAGUGGCACGCUGCUGGACGCGGUCACCGCAACAUCCUCCCUAGGCUGCCGCGUCGCGCGGUCGUGCUUAUGGGCAUCAAGCGUCCCCACAGCACUACUUGGAACGAGAUCUUCAUCACCCUCGACGGCAAGGCCAAGGUCGCCGAGGUCAUCCCCACCCCCACCCACCUCCACGUCCCCCCCGACAUGGCCGAGAUGGUCGCUGCCGAGGAGGCUCUCCUUGCCCACCCCGAGUUCCAGCGCGUCCUUGAGAAGAUGCAGCUUCCUCCUCACGCCCGCGUCGUUGCCGACGGUUGGAUCUACGGCGCCGACUCGACCGAGCAGUCCAAGCGCCACACUCCGUUCAUGGUCUACCUCAACCUCACCAACGGCGAGCACGAGGACUCUUGCCACUACUCUGCUCCCCUUCCCAUUGUCCCCGUCAUGAACUCGGACGACUUUUCGCUCGUUCGCAUCGACUACUGCCCCAUCUUUGGCACGGGCGAGAAGACUAUCCUCGACCUCGACGGCCCCUUCCCGUGGCACCUGUACACUACAAACGAGUACGACGCUUCGCUCGUUGAGGCCUCGGGCGUCGCGCUCCGCGACGACGUCAAGCCCUACCGCGUCAUCCAGCCCGAGGGUGCCUCGUUCAAGAUGGAGGGCCGUGUGAUCAACUGGCAGAAGUGGAGCUUCCACAUUGGCUUCAACUACCGUGAGGGCCCCGUUCUCUCCGACAUUCGCUACGACGGCCGCAAGGUCUUCUACCGCCUCUCGGUGUCGGACAUGACUGUUCCCUACAGCGACCCCCGCGCCCCCUUCCACCGCAAGCAGGCGUUUGACCUCGGUGACAUUGGUGCUGGUCUCACCGCCAACUCGCUCCAGCUCGGCUGUGACUGCCUCGGCGAGAUCCUGUACCUCGACUUUGACCACUUUGGCGUCAACGGACAGCCCGAGGGCGUCAAGGGUGCCGUCUGCGUUCACGAGCAGGACGAGGGUCUUGGCUGGAAGCACACCAACUUCCGCACCAACAAGCCCAGCGUUGUCCGUAACCGCGUUUUGGUCAUUCAGACCAUCAUCACCGUCGCCAACUACGAGUACAUCUUUGCGUGGAAGUUUGACCAGGCUGCCGCGGUCCACCUCGAGACCCGCGCGACUGGUAUUCUCUCGACCGCCGCCAUCCUCCCCGGAGAGGUGUCGCCUUACGGCAACGUUGUGUCGCCUGGCUGUCUCGCCACCAACCACCAGCACCUGUUCAGCGUCCGCAUUGACCCCGCUGUUGACGGCCACAACAACACGGUUGUGCAGGAGGACUCUGUGCCCAUGCCUUUCGACAAGAAGAACCCCCCCGAGAACAACAAGUGGGGUGUCGGCUACACUGUCGAGAAGACUCCCGUUGUCCGUUCGGGUGGCUUUGACGCGGCGCCAGAGAAGAACCGCGUGUUCAAGAUCACCAACCCGUCCAAGAUCAACCCGAUCUCGGGCAAGCCUGUGUCGUACAAGCUCGUUCCCACGCCUUCGCAGUUGAUGGUUGCGCACCCCGACUCGAUCCAGUACGCCCGCGCCGAGUUUGGCGAGCACCACAUCUACGUGACCAAGUACCAGGACGGCGAGCUGUACGCCGGUGGCAAGUGGACCAACCAGAGCAACGGCAAUGCCGAGGGCAUGCGCUCCUUCAUUGGCCGCAACGACAAGACUGAGAACGAGGACAUUGUCGUCUGGCACACGUUCGGCCUGACACACAACCCCCGUGUCGAGGACUUCCCCGUCAUGCCCUGCGAGACGCACGUGUUCAGCAUGAAGCCCAACGACUUCUUCUCCAAGAACCCGGCCAUCGACGUGCCCCCCUCCACCCAGACGUUCAACCAGUCCAAGCUGUUUGACGCCAAGGACUGCUCGGGAUGCAAGGACGGCGGCUGCGGGUGCAAGGCAAAGGGCGUGCCGUGCCACUGCAAGGCCGGCGAGUGCAACCGCACCGGCAAGCUUUAG
This is a messenger RNA of Cutaneotrichosporon cavernicola, 2145 nucleotides long. RefSeq lists its product as uncharacterized. Gene Ontology annotation, biological process: amine metabolic process. Gene Ontology annotation, molecular function: primary methylamine oxidase activity; copper ion binding; quinone binding. Lineage: Eukaryota; Fungi; Basidiomycota; Tremellomycetes; Trichosporonales; Trichosporonaceae. The record is from RefSeq and is a predicted model, not a curated record. The transcript is spliced from 2 exons. Bases 1 to 2145 code for a protein of 714 amino acids.